Coccinella septempunctata (seven-spotted ladybird) is the source of this 815-nucleotide messenger RNA. RefSeq lists its product as uncharacterized. The transcript has 2 exons. Bases 72 to 626 code for a protein of 184 amino acids. NCBI's taxonomy places the organism in Eukaryota, Metazoa, Arthropoda, Insecta, Coleoptera, Coccinellidae. The record is from RefSeq and is a predicted model, not a curated record.
GUAAAGUGCUAGUCCCAUUGAGAUUGACCAGUCAAAUUUGAAGUUGCGUGUUGUGUUGUGUGUAUCUGAAAAUGGUCUCCAGGAUGGAUAAUAUCAACAAAUUCGAAGUUAAAAAGUGCAUCAUGGCUAUUUCGAAAAAGUUGAGAGAACCUCAGAGUUCCAUGAAUAAAAAUCUUCGAAGAAGGGUAUUGAUUGUUAACAUGCACAACCAAAUUCUGAAAAGAAUAGGCGCUGAUAAUCCGCCGAAGAAAAAUGAAAAAUCACACGUACCACCAUUGACGCCCGUGGAAGAAAUGAUUGAGCUGGAUAGGAGACUGGAGAAAUCCUUUAAAAUAUCGGAUGUUUUAGACGGCAUAGUUCAGGGAAUAUUCGAUCCUGUGAAAUCAAACGAAAAAAUCGCCAGAAUGUGUCAUCAAGAAAGGCCCGUUAGGACCUUCAGACAUAGGAAUUUCAUCCAUGAAACACCCAAAAGGGCUGUGUAUCAGGGAGAAUUAGCGGAAACGAAUGUGCGUGAGUCCCAUUCUGACAAUUUAAAUCCAGUGAAACAUUGUUCGAAAGAAGGAUGUUUGUUCUACGAGGAAUACGUUUUACAAACUGGACGUCGGAAAAGGAGACGGCAGAAAUGAUUAUUUUCUAAUAAAAUUGUAUAUGUAUAUAGUGUAAUUUUUUCCUGUACUAUAUGGCACUAUUUGCUUUCCAAACUGUAACAUGUAUAUCCCCAUGAAUUUUGAAUUUUUUUUUAUAUAAUAUAAAUGAACACCAUUUACAUCCAUAUUGAAGUAAUUUGAUUGAUAGAUAAUUUUUUUCAUAAAUAC